ACAAGAAGGAUGCAGUGUCCUGUAGGUUUCCCCCAAUUGUCUCAGAAGAUGGUAAUUAUUCCAUACACCAGAAUAGCCACUCAAGAUACCAUGAAGCUGUACGGAAGGUGUUGUUAAAAACAUUCCCCAAUGAGGUCUUCAGAGUCCCAGUGACAGAUGCUCAGAACUUCAGCUUCUGGUGGACCCACAAUCCAGGCGUGCGCCCAGAGGAAACAAUACCAUGGAUCCGGACUCCACGCCAUUGUCUCAUUAAAAGCCCAAUGACCAGAUACAUGGACCAUUCUAUUCUCAAUGACAAAACCUUCACUCUAUACUGAGGAGGGCACGCUUGCAGGAGAAGAUGAAAACUGGAACGAGGGCAAGAAGGGGUGAAAAUGGCCAAGUCUUCAAGUUGAGAGGGGGGAGGGGGAAGACUAGAGAAAGCAGAAUAAGCCAACGGAACUAAAGUCACUUCACACCGGGUGCGGGAGGCAGUGGAGUUAUUCCAGCGCAGGUGAGAUUCCUGAUGAGGUCACAUGUUGGUAUGAGAAGUGUGAAGGGGCUGGAGCACUGGGAGGACUGCCACAGAGGUCCUGACCUAAAGCAUGACAAGGGUCAUCUAUCCUCAUGGGGCUGAAGGGCCCCGAGCAGUUGUGCUCUCUGCAGCUUUAUCCUGACAGGCAGAAAACCACAGGAAGCCAUUAGAUCACAGAUGAAAGAGGGCCAGAGAUCCAGGAGACAAGAGCUUGCUAGCUGCGCCAGGCUUUGUCA
Molecule: messenger RNA, 750 nt
Organism: Cricetulus griseus (Chinese hamster)
Lineage: Eukaryota; Metazoa; Chordata; Mammalia; Rodentia; Cricetidae
Source: RefSeq, a predicted model, not a curated record